CUCACCCCUGGGGUGCACCGCUCCCAUAUAUUAUGGAUAUUGAUCGCAGAUGCUGUACAGCGGAUGAAUCAACCCGCCAUCUUUGAAAUCCUAGCACAAAGCCUUAGGUUAAUACUGCAAAUCACGUCCCGAUCGGCUUUCACUUUUCAAGAUUAACCUGAAACUAUAGAAGCAAAGAAUGCGUACAGGCGUAUUCUAGCGUUCAAACCGGAAGGAGAGCCUCAUCGAUCCUAUUUUUCCAGUAAAGACGACUCACCUUCGAUCCUUGGAUAAUUUGCAGCUUCUAUUUUAAAAAAUAUAAAUUUUUUUAAGUAAAUAAGGUUUAAGCAUGGGCGGUGGAGACAAGAAUCGAACCAUAAUCUCUUUUCCACAGCCUUAUUCAAAAGAUGCUGCCCCAAGACAGGAUGGGAACUUUCACAUUAAGACCAGAGAUGCUUGCCAGUCUGGGAACACAGCCAAUAUUGGACUUAAAGUUUGCAAGGCCAUAGUAAUUGGUGACGUCGCUGUUGGGAAAACGAGUCUUAUUAACAGGUUUUGUCGUAACGUAUUUGACCAUGACUACAAGGCCACCAUUGGGGUUGAUUUUGAAGUAGAAAGAUUCAAGAUUUUAGAUCAAGAUUUCAACCUACAACUAUGGGACACUGCUGGACAAGAGCGCUUCAAGUGUAUGGCUGCAGCAUAUUACAGGGGAGCGCACGCGAUUAUUCUUGUGUUCGACAUGACCAGUAUUAGAAGUUUGGAAAAUACCAGAAGGUGGUUGGAUGAAACUCUCGACAGCAACAGAAACAGCUAUCCUGAAGUGUUUCUAGUUGGAACAAAAAAGGACCUUUGUAAAGAAAAAGAUGCUAGUGAAAUGGAAUCAAGGGGUAUAAGCAUGGCACAAGACUUGCAUGCAGAGUACUGGAGUGUGUCAGCUAAAACAGGUGAAAAAGUUGUAGAAUUCUUUUCUCGCAUGGCAGCCAUAACCUUUGAACAGGCUAUACUACAAGGACUAGAACAACAGGAACUACGACAGACCGAUACAAAACAGAUUGGUGGUGAUAUACUUAGAAUCAAAAAAGUUGAAGAAAAUGAACCCACAUCCAAAAAGUCUUGUUGCGCAGGUCGAGCAAAGUGAAAACAACAUUCUGAUUAUAGAUUAAUAUAUGGUUACAUUAUCAGGCAUUUGUUGACAAAAUUAUAGGAUUAUCAAAUGAUCUCAAUAGCAGUAGUAAAGAUUUAAAGACAAGAGGCACUUCUGGAAAAUUCGCUUGAGUGACCUGGUGAAACUAUGGCUCCCAGUCGAGGUUGGAUUUGAUGUAAAUGUAAAUGUAUGAAAACAUUAAGUCCAACUUGGACUUUGAGCCAUUGUUUCAUGGCCAUUCAAUAAUUAUAAAAUAGUCUUGAUAAUAGUGUUAGAAAUUAAAGACAAUACACAUUUUUGGAAUCGUGGCCCGUCAAGUUACUUAAAUUUGGAUGUGCACACAACCUUGAGAAAACGGUCUAUAUCUAUUGAGCAUACGUUUUUUAUUUUGAUAUUGGGAAAUAAAAAACACCCAAAUUAUGUUCCAGGAAGAGCCUGUGUUGGACCCUUUUAGGCUCUUGUAACACAUCAAGUCCAACUUGGACUAAGAGCUAUUGCCUCAUAGUCACUCUACAAUUACAAAGUUUUAUAGGGAAGACAUGUUUUUGCUCUAGAUUCUGAGCAUUAACGAUGCAAUAAAAAAGUCAUGUAACAUUUUUGUAACUUUCAAGAGCUUUCUGUCUUGAUGAGCAACUGCUCGUCUUGUCAAGUUAAUGCAUGAAUAAUAAAAGACUUAAUAUUUAUUACCUGACAUGCAUGAAUUGUAUAGAUUUAUACCCUUUCUUAAAGCAGUAAAAAACCAAAUGUGUGUACAA
This is a messenger RNA of Actinia tenebrosa (Australian red waratah sea anemone), 1878 nucleotides long. Its product is annotated as ras-related protein Rab-36. Gene Ontology annotation, molecular function: GTP binding; GTPase activity. Lineage: Eukaryota; Metazoa; Cnidaria; Anthozoa; Actiniaria; Actiniidae. The record is from RefSeq and is a predicted model, not a curated record.